AUGAAAUAUUUUCUAAUUAUUCUCGUUCUUUUAACAAUUUUUGUGGUUACUAUAAACGGUAGCUGUUGUUCAAACUUUAAUUGUCGUAAAAUAUGUAAAUUGUGGUGCAAUAGAGAUUAUUAUUGUAUAAAAUACCAAGGGGCUUGUUUAAGCAAUGGAUGUUGCCCUAGAAGUGGAUGA
Molecule: messenger RNA, 180 nt
Organism: Meloidogyne enterolobii
Lineage: Eukaryota; Metazoa; Nematoda; Chromadorea; Rhabditida; Meloidogynidae
Source: the annotation of a GenBank genome assembly